Messenger RNA from Fusarium poae, 2442 nucleotides. RefSeq lists its product as uncharacterized. Gene Ontology annotation, biological process: signal transduction. NCBI's taxonomy places the organism in Eukaryota, Fungi, Ascomycota, Sordariomycetes, Hypocreales, Nectriaceae. The record is from RefSeq and is a predicted model, not a curated record. The transcript is spliced from 3 exons. Bases 1 to 2442 code for a protein of 813 amino acids.
AUGGAUAACUAUUACCACCCAGCAUCUCUGGGUCAUUAUUCUGCGCCCGGGAACAUCCCCCAGCAUCGCAUCGCGCCGUCCCGGAGUAACUUGUCUCUACAGGCUACAAUACGGCAUACAGCAGACCAGGGGCCUGUAUAUACCAGCAAAACGUGGACGAACAGCAGCGGCGAUCACAACAUUCUUAACGAUACUGAUGAAUUGGAUGAUAGGGCAGGCUUUGUCCAGGAAUACAACCGUUUGGCAAAAAAGAAUGGAGUGAGAAUAUUGGUGAUUGAUGACUUUGACUUUCGAGCCAAAGGACUUGACAGUCCUCGGAAGCAAGGAUGGCUUUACCGCAUACUGCGACACUCCUCGAACCAAAACGGGCCAGACACACUCCCUCUAACUCAAGGACCUCGUCACAAACGCAGCGUAUCGGAUCUUGCCCACAAUUUAGUACAUCGGCACGAAACUCCAAAGAUGAUCGAUCUCCAAUCCAUGAUACGGAUAAGCGGCAAGAGUAUGUUCUAUCUUCCAGUCGAGCACGCACCGUCUGCCCUUAUACUUCCAACAUGUCUUCGAGCUACUGCACAUCACAUCGCUCAGCAUGUCACCACUCGAGGGAUAUUCCGUAUACCGGGAUCUAUCAGAGUAGUCAACAUGCUUUUCGACUAUUACUGCUCCACGGAAUAUGGCCAAGUCGACAUUACGAGUACCACUGUCCGAUGCGCAAACUUGCCUAUGCACGUUCAGGCCUCUGUACACGAUGUCGCAUCAACCUUUAAGCGUCUGCUCUCGGUCAUUCCCGGUGGGAUACUUGGCUCCCUAUCCCUUUUCGAUGCUUUUGUGGCAAUCCAUUCCCAACUGCAAGGUGAUCCCGAGUUCCCUCGUACGAAGCACACCAAAGUACGGGCCCGACUCAUUGCCUUGGCUAUCGCAACAGUAGAGUCGCAAUUCCGAAGGGAAUUGAUUUGCGCCGUUUUUGGACUUCUCAGCCUCAUUGGGAGAGUAGCAGAAAUCACCCCUCGAGAAGACGAAGACGGAAGACCACUACCGACAGGAGAUUUGAUGGGUUACAACGCACUGGGUAUAGUAUUUGGGCCUCUCCUGUUAGGCGAUUUACUCGGGCUAUACUCCAUGAAAUUGGCCACACCAAAGGCAGGGUUACUGGUGCUCCCAUUGAGAUCUCCAAAGUUGCGACAGGAUCGACGUGUACGGAAGACCCUUGACGAACUACCAGGCCCUCCUACAAUGGACAAGAUUCUCGUCGCCAACACCAUUACAGAAAUGCUCAUAGUCAAUUGGAGAGAUGUUGUACGUCAGAUGAAAUCCCUGGGCAUAAAUCGACAACAAGAGCCACGGACCAUGAGCCACAUGAGUGAUUCACAGGAGAACAAUUUCGUUAUCAAGAAGCCACAAGGUUGGGAUCGGGAAUGGCGUGGCCAGGCGGGAGACGAGAUCACGAGAGAAAGCAGUCCAGAGCCACCCACACCUACCCUGGGGAUAUCGAAACACCGAUCGAGGAACCGUGGGAGCUCGGCAUCCAGAAAGCUUGGGAUAAGGCCCAGUGUAGGGUGUCUGAGCCCUACAGCGGAGGAGAGUAUUCACGAUGAAGAGGGCUUACAGGACACCCCAAAUUACAAGAGACAUAGUGUUGCUGAGGUAAAUUACAGCCAGCAAAUGACUCCAAGGGAUAGGCAGCAUUUCCAAAACGACUUGGCAUACUCCAGUCGCAACGAGCCAGGGAAAGACAGUGAGUCCUAUAUCGCCCCGACACCUACCUCAGUCAUGAGGAACAAGAGAGCCAUAUACCACCGCAGCCCAAGGGUUUCGGAGGAAGACGUCCCGCCUCGCACAUCUUCCAAGCGAUCAACCCCUUUGCAUCGAGCCAGUGUCGACGCGCAAGAUAUCUUGGGGGUAACGAACACUGCAGACCCUACAUCUAUUGAACGCAAGGGUGCGAUUAGAAAGAAGCAUCCAGAGAAAGGCAAACCCGAAAAGACACACCGUCAUUCCAUUACUGUUGAGUGGCCAGAGUCUUUUGCGACGUCUUCCGAUACUUUGACAAACCAACGUGCCCAAACGACUCAGUUUGAGUUUCCUUCCGAGAAGGAAGCAUUAGAAGCCGCUAUCAAAACGCACUUCGAUGAGCUCAGAGAAUUGGAUUCUUCCGAACAGAACAAGCAGCCACCACUCGGUACCGGUAGCAAUCAUAAUUUACCAGCAUCUACCCUUGGCCUGGGGUUCGACAUUCAACAAAAUCCUCUGGACAAACCGGACGGGGGCAAUGAGUAUACAAUCAGUUGGGGUGGCCAGAAAGGGACUCAUAACAACUCCUCGGCAAAUUCUGCUUCAACGACACCAAGGCAAUUCUACGCACCCAUGCGGGUGCCAUCAACAAUUGCAGGAGAGAAUAUCCCGAUGAAGUUACAAUCCCCCGAGAGCCAUGCAGCGACAUAG